AUGGAUUCAACCAUCAAUCACAUGUUGUAUGCGCGCCAGUCGCAGGGCAGCAAUCGUGAAGGUGGCUCGAAUUCCCUCUCUGGUAUUUUGUCUACCUUGAUCCCAACGCUGAUCAUCGCCGUUGUCGCGUUCUCUGCCUUCCUCUUCGUUCGGUCUCGUUAUUCGCGGGUCUACCGACCGCGAUCGGAUGAAAGGCUCUUCCAGGAGGGAUGGCAAACUCCCAAGUCCGACUCAAGCUUUUUCGGCCUGAUCAAGAACCACUCGACGCUUCCCGACAGCCAUGUGCUCAGACACAACUCGCUUGAUGGAUACCUGUGGCUCCGAUUCUUCAAGGUCCUGAUUGCCAUGUGUCUUGUUGGAUGCAUCAUCACCUGGCCCGUCUUGUUCCCUGUCAAUGCCACUGGCGGCGGUGGUCAACAGCAAUUGGACAUUCUGAGCAUGUCCAAUGUCAAGCAUCCCAAUCGGUACUUUGCUCAUGCGAUAGUCGGAUGUAUCUACCUAGGCUUUGUGGUUCUCUUGCUCGCGCGCGAGCGGAUCAACUUUAUCGGUCUUCGACGAGCAUUCUUCCUUUCGGCUGCUCACGCUCAACGACUCUCAUCACGCACCCUGAUGGUCCUUGGGCUGCCUCUUGAAUAUCAAGAUGAGAAGGCUCUCAAGGAGAUGUUUGGGCCCUACGUUCGCAAGGUCUGGCUCGUGACUGAUUGCAAGAAACUUGAGGACGAUGUCAAGGAACGAAAGAAGACGGGGCUCAAACUCGAAGGCGCCGAGAUGAAGAUGAUCAAAAAUGCAAACAAGCUUCGCAACAAGACCCUCAAGAAGCAGACCAGUGACACGCCAACCGAACAGAAUGCUCUUCAUUGGAUUGAUCCUAAAAAGCGACCCCAGCACCGUCUGAAGCCCCAGUUGUGGAAGAAGGUCGACACCAUCAACUGGUCUCGUGGCACUCUCGUUGAGCUUGAUCGAUUUGUCAAAGAGCAGCAAAGCGAGCAUCUCGACUUGAAGCAUACGAAGUUGCCGGCCGCCUUUAUCGAAUUCUCCAACCAAUCUGCUGCACACCACGCCUACCAAAGCAUCGGCACCGGCUCCUUGAACAAAUUCAAUCCCCGCUACAUCGGUGUUCAACCGGAUGAGGUCGUGUGGAAGAAUCUCAGUGUCAGCAACGCUUCUCGCAAAGCCAAAUUGCUCGUUGCAACGGCUGUCAUCUCCGUCAUGAUCAUCUUCUGGGCCAUUCCUGUUGCCUUUGUGGGCUCAUUGUCCAACAUCAACUAUUUGACCAACAAGGUUCAUUUCCUGAGUUUCAUCAACGACAUUCCCAAGGUCAUCCUCGGUGUCGUCACUGGUCUGCUCCCCGUAGUCCUACUAGCCAUUCUCAUGGCUCUGGUCCCCAUCUUCUGUGCUCUGCUUGCAAAACUGGCUGGAGAAUCCACUCUUUCAGCCAUUGAGCUCCGAACUCAAAGCUGGUACUUUGCCUUCCAAGUGGUGCAGGUCUUUCUGAUUACGACUUUUACUUCUGCGGCCACUUCGGUGACCACCCAAAUCAUCCAGGAUCCUGGCUCCGCACCAACGUUGCUGGCCACCAAUCUGCCCAAGGCAUCUAAUUUCUACAUCAGCUACUUCAUUCUGUUUGGCCUUUCUAACGCAGCCCUACAACUCCUCAACAUAGUACCCCUGUUGAUGUACACCCUGGUCGGCAGACUCCUGGACAGUACUCCUCGAAAGAAGUACAAUCGCUACAUUAGUAUCCCGGGCCUGGGUUGGGGUUCAACCUACCCCAAGUUCACCCUCCUCGGGGUUAUUGCGAUCUCAUACGCCUGCAUCGCACCCUUGAUCCUUGGUUUUGCAACCAUCGGCUUCUGCCUGCUCUAUCUCAUGUUCAGAUACAACUUCCUUUUCGUCAUGGGCAACAAGACCGACCUGAAGGGUGAAGGCUAUUCAAAGGCACUGAAACAUCUGAUGACAGGUGUUUACCUCGCCACGAUUUGCUUGAUCGGUCUGUUCGCCAUCGGCUGCAGCGAUGAUGCCAUCAGUGCCGGUCCGUUGGCCAUUAUGGUUGUGUUCCUUGUGGUGGUGAUCAUUUUCCAGUUCCUGCUUGACCGCGCCCUGUCACCUCUCGAGAAGACGUUGCCAUUGGAGCUGUUGCAAGGCAACAAGUUCAGCACCACUGUCGUCGAACAGAUCAUGGACGAGCACGAGAUGAAGCAAGAUCAAAUGGAAGCCGGAUCAGCCAGUCGUGGCAACUCGGUCCCCGAGUUCGUAAAGUCCGAAGGCGAGGCUCCUCAACCCAAGACCAAACCUUUCAACUUCUUGAGCCGACGUCUUGAGCCUAUGCUCCUCAAAUUCUACGAAGCCAACAAGAGCAUCGUGCCAGCCGAGAAUGACCAUAAUAUUCCGGCGUACACGUCGGAAGAAUAUGAGCAAGCAUAUCUCAACCCGGCCAUCACAUCACCUGCUCCCAUUGUCUGGCUUGCCAAAGAUCCCGCUGGUGUGAGCAAGAUUCUGGUGCAAGAGAACCGAGAAGCUGGCAUUGACAGCACGGAUUCUCAUGCCGAACUCGAUGAGAAGAACAAGCUUGUCUGGAAUGAGGAUGAAGUUCGUGAGGCACCAUUGUGGCAAAGACCUGUACGGUAUUAA
Exophiala spinifera is the source of this 2631-nucleotide messenger RNA. RefSeq lists its product as uncharacterized. The record is from RefSeq and is a predicted model, not a curated record. Lineage: Eukaryota; Fungi; Ascomycota; Eurotiomycetes; Chaetothyriales; Herpotrichiellaceae. Gene Ontology annotation, cellular component: plasma membrane. Gene Ontology annotation, molecular function: calcium-activated cation channel activity. The transcript has 3 exons. Bases 1 to 2631 code for a protein of 876 amino acids.